UAUAGGAAGGUGUCAACAAAAAACACGGAUGACCACCUCUCUCUUGCAUCCAAAUUGAUGCAGGGAAACUGUAUUUUUGAUGGCAAGGGGGACAACCUGGAAUUAUUUAUGUAACGUCGGUUAACGCUUGGUGUCUCUUUGAACCAGGACCACUGCAGUAAACGCUAGUAGCUCGGUGUCUGAUGUCAGCUAACCUGGCUAACGUUAGCUGUUGUAUGGCAAGCGAGCAAAACAACCCGUUAGCGUUCUUACACAUUCGUUCGUGGCUUUCUGGUUAACCUGGACGAACAGGUAAACACACAAAAGGACUCGCUGCCAAGCUUCAUAAGAAGACGGUGGAAGUCUUCGCCUAUCAGUAAAACUCUUUGGAGAGGAAAUCUAGCCCAGUUGAAAGGAGUAGCAACAAGCUAGCUACCAGCCUUUUGGUAGGUCCCGAAAUCACAACAGUAGCGUCAUCAUCAACAUGUCCACUUCAAACUUCAAAAACAAAUGCGUGACUCAGUUAAACUGUAUAUACUGCGACAGUCUUCUGUGUACACGGGGAAUGAAAGCUGUGCUUUUGGCAGACACUGAGAUCGAGUUGUUUUCAACCGACAUCCCACCUAACAGAACUGUGGACUUCGUCGCCAGUUGCUACUCUACCGACAGUUGCAAGUGUAAACUAAGAGAUAUAGCUUGCUUAAAAUGUGGCAACGUUGUCGGCUAUCACGUGGUGGCCCCCUGUAAGCCCUGCCUGCUCUCCUGCAACAAUGGCCAUUUCUGGAUGUUCAACAGCGAAGCGGUGUCCACCGUCAACAGAUUAGACCCCACAGGACUAAACCUGCUCCUAUGGGGUGAUCUUCCGGAGUUGGAGGGGAGCGAAGACGAAGAGAGUCCACACUGCGGCCCAGAGGAGGGCUACAUCAGAUAGACACACACACACACACACACACACCUCAUCGCCAAGAUGAGGAGAGCCCAGACUGUGGACCUGAAUAGGGCUUCAUCGAAUAGACACAGACACACACACACACACUCACACGCCUCAGCCGAGAGGACCCAGGGGCCUAGGGGACCACAACUCCCCUACAUCACAUCAGCAUUAACCAAACAGACCAAAGCAAGCGAGCACCCACCAACAUGACGGACCCCAUCGUGGACACACACACACACACACACACACACAGGGAGCGGAUAUGGAUCUACUCAUCCACCACCAUGACAGACCCCAUUGUGGGCCAGAGCACUGCAAAGAACUCUGGGGAAUAUUCAUUGCUUCAGUCCAGACUGAAAACUAGAGCCGAUACUGGCCCCACAACUGAAGAGAUGGGGCCAUGGGUGGCAGUGGUAGCGGUCAUUACAUUACACUUCGCUGACACUUUUAUCCAAAGUGACGUACAGUUCUCUUGCAGGGUAUAUUGGUUACAGUCCCUGGAGCAGUGUGGGGGUUAGGUGCCUUGCUCAAGGGGCACUUCAGCCAUGGCCAGAGAGGUGUAGGGGAUGGGUAUUCGAACACCUGCAACCCUGUGCUCUUCAGACCACCUCCCUAACCAUUAAGCCACGGCUGCCCACACUGAAGACUUGGGGUCACGGCUGGGGCAAGGGUGGUGGCAGUUGUAGCUCUCUCUCUCUCUCUCUCUCUCUCUCUCUCUCUCUCUCUCUCUCUCUCUCUCUCUCUCUCUCUCUCUCUCUCUCUCUCUCUCUCUCUCUCUCUCUGCCCAGCCUCACUGAAGUCUGUGCUUCUUUUUGCUAGUUCACCCCCUUUCACCACAAGCCCUACUGAGAAGAUACACCUCCACCAGAUUAUUGUUGUUAUUAUUAUUUAUUGUAUUGCUGCCGUGCAGAAAGGCAAAGUGUUGGUGUUAUGAAGCUGGAGGCUGAUUUGAAGGAUUGGUUUGGUACAAUGUGUGUAUAUGGCAGGUGUGCAUUAUGCGUCUGAUUUACAGAGGGUGACAGUCUGCAGUACUGGGUUUCUAGAUUUGAUUAUCAUUAUUCCAAGUGAAUAUGUAGAUGAUCGCAUGUGCAGUUUCAGUUGUUUAUUUGAACUGAAUUCAUCUGCCAGCUGCUCUGUAUUCUUAAGGUGUGCGUGUGUGUCUGCGUGUAUGCGUGCUUGCUUGUGUGCAUUGCUCUGGGAGGCAGGCUUGUGGUAUGUGGACAAAGAUAAAGGAAUAAGCGUAGAAGAGUGCUUUGGGAAGAGGGCUGUUAUGACAACAACAGGCUUUACAUAUACACCUGGCGAGGAAAGGAUGUCUAUGAAGAAAGGACAGGACAGGCUUAAGUUUAUUUACACGUUGUCUUAAGGUGUCACUGUGCCAUUGUUGUCAUGCUUUAGCCAAAGCAGCUGCAUGAUGGCCCUUCAGUGGCAGCCUGCUGCUGGCUUCACCAGUUAACUCUGCUAACCUCUGAGCCACUGCCACAGGCACUCUCUGCUGCCCGACUGUGUGUGUUGUGUGUGUGUGUGUGUGUGCGUGCGUGCAUGCGCGUGUGUGUGACAGUGAAUCUGUUGUGUAGCCUGGGGGCAUGUCAGUGGCAGUUGUUGCCUUUGUUGUUGUUGUGUUGCAGGUGUUGUGUGUUCGGUUUGGCUGUGCUCCACUAAGCCACUGUGCUUAUAAAAGUGUGUGUGUGUGUGCGUGUGCGUGUGUGUGUGUGUGUGUGUGUGCGUGUGCGUGUGUGUGUGUAAGUAGGUGAUUUGUUUGGCUUGGCUGAAUUCCACUAAGAAGUUGUUAGUAGGUGUUGUGCUUUCCUAGCCGGCCUUCACUGUGUGUGCGUGUGCAUGUGUUAGUAGGUGAUUGUGUUUAGCUUGGCUGGCUGCAUUACGGUGUCGAGCAGGAAAUGGUUUCUGACUGACAGUUGGACCAGAAAGUGGCCGAACCAGAACCACCAUGGCAACCUGUCACAGAUGACACACCUCCAUAGCAACCAGAGACAAAACACUCAAUACACCUCUUGUCGGCCUACCUGUCCAUUCAUAGAGUUACCUGUACAACUCUUCACUACCUGAUGGGUUAGAUGUGCGUGAGGACAUAUUGACUGUAAGGAAUAUCGUUAUGGAUAUCUACAGGAGUGGAUGAUUGGAGUGGUUGGGGUUUCGAUGGUUUGAUACUGGCUUGUGUGUGUGUGUGUGUGUGUGUGUGUGUGUGUGUGUGUGUGUGUGUGUGUGUGUGUGUGUGUGUGUGUGUGUGUGUGUGUGUGUGUGUGUGUGACUGGCUUAGGUGUGUUUGUGUGAUACAGAGCCGAAAGCCUCACCUGCAGCCCUGAGCCACAUAGGUGUGCGUGUGCGUGUGUGUGUGUGCGCGUUUGUGUGUGUGUGUGUGUGUGUGUGUGUGUGUGUGUGUUUACAGAAAAGCGUUGAGGUGUAGGUGUGUGUGUGUGUUUCCUCAAAGUGUUGUUGAACAACAACCAUCAUCACUAUGUGAUGCCCACCCCGCGCAUCUUAACUGGCUGCUUGGCCAUCAGUGCAUCCCCUCACACUCACACUGCCUCAAACAGCUGAUUCUGCCUCAUUCUACUGUAUCUAUUGCAACACACCUAGCUCCAUUCCUCCCCAUACCCCAGACAUGUUGCUUAUUACUCUUAAUUGUUGUUAUUUGUUUGAUUUUUGUCAGCAUCACUUAAGCCUUCCUUGCAGCCUCUGUGCGAGGUACGGGUUUCCUGCUCCAAUGAGGUUCUUUUAGGUUCAAUUAGGUUAGCCAAUCAGAGCUAACCUGCAACCAUGGCGGCGAUCUGAGAUGCUGAUGGCAGAACUGCGCAUUUUUUUGUUUGUUUGUUUGUUUCUCCAGAGCAGGACCCCAUUUUUAGAAAGCAUCAAUGCUAACCACGUAGCAACUUACUUGCUUCACAGUGGGAAAUUGCAUUGCCCCCAGGGGGUGCCUUUCUCGACCGCGUCGUUGCUAACUAAGUUAGCAGCUUACUUGGUUGCAGUGCAAUUUCCUAUAGGCAACCUACGAAGGUGCUAACUGGUAAGCGAUGAUGCUUUCGAGAAACAAGGCCCAGAAUGGAACCCUCGUCUUCUGAGAUCAUGUUUAAAUGUGACUUAAUGUGGGGACCCUUUAAAGAGGUGAUUUAAGCAGUCUUACAGGGGACUUAGGGACACUUCAGAAGGACUUGUUUCCCCUUGACAAAGAGACACUUCCCAUUGAUCAUGUGUGAAGGUGAUUGACGUGAAUUAGAAUGGGAAUGACCUUAAUUGUAAUCUGCUCAUCGAUGGACUCGAUUGGGAAAAGGAGGAGGGCGAGAGCUUUGACCGGGCCCAGGGCAAAAUCAUCUGAAAUGGCCCCCGUCACAAUGCAUACAGUGCUAUGAGAACACCGUUCUGGGCCCCCCUUUUUCCUGGGCCCAGAACAAAUGACCCAUUUGUCCCCCUUGGUCAGUUUCCCUGGGAACCAUGUGGGUGUUCUAUAGUCUCUUCACCCAUGACGACAAGCACAGGAGCACACAGCACAAGCGGCGCUAUGGUUACGACUACCCACCACACAGGUUGUUAUGGUUACACCUCCCCAGCACAAGCAGUGCUGUGGUAUCUACUACCUAAUCGUCUCCAAGGCUACUGGUUGCCCAUUGGAACACUUGGGAUUUCUAUUGCAAGCCUUCAUGAUGAUGCUGCAAGGAGAGACACACUUAUGUAGAACUUUGGUAAACCCUCAAAAAGUGUGUAUGAGGUGCAUGCACAUCUCAUAAACAGUUGUUGCAGGUGCAGGAUAUACGGUACCUGUAAAAGAAUGCGUAAGAGAAAAAAAAGAGUAUUAUCCGCGCACCGCAGAAGCUCCCUUGCUGUGAGUUAUUUAGUGAAAAAAAAACAGCACAACGUCGACCUGCAAUGUCUUUGGAUCAGCGGAUAGACUCACUCCCACAGGACUUAAUAGGGUGCCGGCUAGCACACUGCCCUGCUGCUAUGGGAUUGUAUGGUACCCUAUGGCUCAGUUUGACGGACACACAGAGGGAUUGUAUGGUACCCUAUGGCUACGGGCCAAACUCCCACAGGACCUCAUAGGGCACUGCCCUGCUCUUAUGGGGCUGUAUAGGACCCCAUACGAUUCUAUUAGAGAUAUUCACAGUGGGAUUGUGUGGUACUCUACAAGUCAAAAGGGUCCAUUCCAUUUUCCAGACUCCCAUCCUCCCUUGUGCUUGUGGCCUCAUGAUGCUGCUGUCACAAGAUGCCAUUGAAAAUUGAAGUUUAAUCCAAUAUCUUGCAAAAGUGGAAAUGGGAUUUUGAAUAGGGAAAAGUCAAGUCUGACCAAAAGCUGUUGCGACUAGGCUGACCGUGGGAAAACUUUUUUGUUAUCGUCAGCGAAGCGUGAGGCCACAAGGACGAGUCGAGGAUGGGAGUUUGGAUAAAGGAAAGUGCCCCAAGCCACACUCCUACCAGCUCACUCCAUAGGACUUCAUAGGGCAAACGGCUAGCUCACUGCCCUGUUCCCAGUUUGCCACUCACUUGCCGACGACCGCAAGCCGACAAGAUCAGUUAAUUAACUUACUACUUAAUCUGACUGAUUGAUUGAUUAGCUGGUCGGUUAGGAGCUGUAUUUAUGUAGCUGUACUUCAAUGGUGCACACCACACAUUUGCAAUAGCCAAACCUUGUACAGGCUUUGAAUUUAGUAGCACAAGAUCAGGGGCCUAUACUAAGAAGCUGGUUCAGGAGUAAACCAGGUGAGGUUAAGAGGUAAAUCUUCGAAUAGAAGAGCCUGGAGUCCUCUUGUUCUUAAGAAGGCUCUUCUAGUAGAUGAUUUACCUCUUAACUUAACCUGGUUUACUCCUGAACCAGCCUCUUGGUACACCCCCAGGGGUGCAUUUCUCGAAAACAUAGUUGUUAGCCAGUUAGCAACUUGGGAAGUUGCCAGUGUGAAAUUGCACUGUAAACAGCAAAAUAGGUAACGUAGUUAGCAACUAUGGUUUCGAGAAAUGCACCCCAAAGUUGCAUAAAGUAGAAGUAUUCUUACAUGUGUAAUUACAUCACCAUUAGUGUGAUAUAACAAAGUUGAAACCAUGUGAUGUCAUACCACUUGUGGUGUCAUCACAUCUACAUCUACUUUAUACAACUCUGCACAAGAUGGUACAAUCAGAAUAACUAUAUGGAAGAAAUCCGACAACUGCAUAAUGGUUCCAACAUUUAUGUCUUAAUAUUUGUUAUUUAUUUCAAGAAGUAGAUUUGUUUUAGUUGUUGACAACCAGAAUUUAUCUUUUGAACAUUUUUUUUACAUUUCUGGAAGUCAACAGAGUAUGAGCAUUUCAUUUUUUUUACCCAUCUUUACACUUUGAUACACACAGCUCAUAAUGCAGAUGUGACUUUUCAUUUGAAUUUUCUUGUGACUUCCAAGAACAGUAGAUUCAAUAUACUGCAAGUCCAAUUGAGUUUCACAGAAAAUAUGAAAGAAAAAAAAGACCAAACUAGUCCUCUGACUAGACAGAAAAAAACAUUAUUUUGUAACUUGAAAAAUAAUAUAAAGAAAGGAAUAUGUGUGGUUUAAUUUAUCAGAAGUACUCUGAAUGUAUGUGUGUAUUUAUGAAUGAACGCAAUGCUGUAUUUAUACCUGUGCUGUGUGUGUGAGAGAGAGAGAGAGAGAGAGAGAGAGAGAGAGAGAGGAUGUGUGUGUGUGUGUGCGCUAGUCUGUGUGAUAUUUGUUUUGUUUGGAGAUUGCACUGAAUUUGUUUUAGAUUUUAACUUUUGUUUGUUUUUUUGAUGCUCACUGAAUGGAUGCCAUUAAACCUUUUGGUUUUUUGCUA
Engraulis encrasicolus (European anchovy) is the source of this 6700-nucleotide messenger RNA. RefSeq names its product family with sequence similarity 72 member A (gene fam72a). Gene Ontology annotation, cellular component: cytosol. The record is from RefSeq and is a predicted model, not a curated record. Bases 464 to 910 code for a protein of 148 amino acids. The transcript is spliced from 4 exons. Lineage: Eukaryota; Metazoa; Chordata; Actinopteri; Clupeiformes; Engraulidae.